AUGGCGACCUCCUUUAAGAAAACAAAUGUGGCUGUUCCACGAGUUGUGAAAGAUAAAGUUACACCCGAUGGCGUGUAUUGGAAAAAAUUACAGGCACCAGUAACUGUAAAGGAGUAUGGGGCUAUUACCAGUAUAGACUUUUGCCCUGUGAAGCCACACAACUUUGCAGUGACUAACUCUAUGAGAGUGCAGAUCUACAGUGGAGAAGACAGUCAACUUCUAGGAACAGUGAGCAGGUUCAAAGAUGUGGCCUAUAGUGGAAGCUACAGGCGGGAUGGGAAGCUGCUUGUGGCUGGCACAGAAGACAAGCUCAUCAAGCUUUUCAAUCCCGGAACUCGCUCCCUGCUCAGAACUUUUGAAGGGCACACAGGGCCAGUCCAUACAACAAAAUUUCUGGAAGACCAGUUCAGAAUUAUUUCUGGUUCAAAUGACAAGACAGUCAGGGUGUGGGACAUCCCAACAGAAAAGGAAAUCCAUGUUUAUCAAGAACAUCAGGACUAUAUUCGAAGUUCAGUGGCAUCUCAGUCAAGUCAAGAUAUUUUCAUCACAGGUGCCUAUGAUCAUACAGUCAAGCUGUGGGAUGCCAGAGUGGAGAGCAGUGUCUUGACAGUAAACCAUGGCUUCCCUGUUGAGAGUGUCUUGAUGUUCCCCAAUGGUGGAAUAUUUUUCUCCGCUGGUGGUAACGUGGUUAAAGUAUGGGAUGCUCUAGCGGGAGGGAAACUUCUGGCCACACUGUGUAACCAUCACAAGACGGUGACGUCACUGUGCUUCUGCAGCAACUACGAGCGCUUUAUGUCUGCUUCUUUAGACAAACACGUGAAGGUGUACGACGUUGCCACCUACCAAGUGGUACACACGCUCAACUACUCGGGGCCAAUUCUCAGCCACGCUGUGUCGCCAGAUGACCAGUUGCUUGUUGUUGGCAUGACGGACAAAAUGUUAUCCAUACAACGAAGAAAACAAGAAACAGAACCCAAACCACAGACUAACGUCAGUAACAAGAGACGCAGGGGUCAGUCACAUUUGGUGAAGACGUUUGUGCCCAGCAAGACUGACAGCAUUGUGGCUUUAAAGAAACGGGAAAUCCUGGCACCCUACGACAGACAUCUGAAGUCUUUUAACCACACCAGAGCUCUAGAUGUUGCCAUCCACCCAAGGAUUGCCAAAAAAAGUCCAGAAGUGACAGUUGGUGUCAUGCAGGAAUUGAUACGACGAGGCCAUAUUGAGACGGCUCUGUCAGGCCGUGAUGAUGCCAGUCUGUCCUGUGUCCUGACAUUUAUCCACAAGAAUCUGAGCAAUCCUGCCUUCAUGUGUACACUGAUGGAUGUUUUCAACCUUGUUUUAGACAUCUAUGGCAUCUCAGAGUUGAUGAACAGUGGGCCCCUUGUCACCCUGCUGCUGAAAAUAAAAGAGCUUGUCAACACAGAGGUCAAGCUGAUGACCAGUGUCCAGGAGGUCAUGGGUUCCUUGGAUCUCUUGUUUGCAGUCAGUGAUAGCCAGGCAGUGUCUUCUGUUUUCAACAGCAAACCUUCAUUAGGUGAAACUGCUGAAAACAGUUACAACCAUUCGGAGCCUAUGCUGGGUGUUGAAAGUGAGGGGGUAAACAGUGGUGGAGUGCUCAGCUUGGAAGGCAAAAGUUUGUUAGAUGCUUUAGGUGUAUUAGCCAAACAGCAGAGUGCGGUUAAUGUAGCAUUGUAG
Messenger RNA from Candidula unifasciata, 1698 nucleotides. The record is from the annotation of a GenBank genome assembly. NCBI's taxonomy places the organism in Eukaryota, Metazoa, Mollusca, Gastropoda, Stylommatophora, Geomitridae.